GAAAAAAAAAUUACAGGGACAAGUAAAAUGUACUAGAGAUGGUAGUAAUUGGCAUUCAUCCUCCGCAGUCCGCGCAGUCCGCCCUAGGGUUCAAAGCGGCGACUUGCUGAAUGCUGACUGGAGAGACUGGAGAGCAGAGCAAAAAUGGAGGAACGCUGCAAAUUCUGGCUUCCUAAAAAGAGCAGAUUUUGUGCAAACGCGCCUCUAAAGAACUCCUCGUUCUGUGGCAAUCACACCACAAGGUCUGACGGCCAGUGGAUCCCCUGCCCAAUCGAUUCUUCGCACUCUGUGCUUGAAGAAAAUCUUGAAGGACAUCUUAAGAGAUGCCCAUUACUUAAACAAGCUCAAUCUUUGAGUAACCAACCUUUUUACCAAAAGGGUAUCAAUGCUGGGAAGGAAUUAGAAGAGGAAGCCUUGAAUCCCUCUGGGUUUCAAGAUAAUGUUACUUCUGAAAUGAAGAGGAAUGCUGUUCAUGGAUUGAGUGUGCCUGAAUUCUUUGAGUUGAUUCGGAAGAUUGAGUCAGUUCAUGUUUUAAUUUGUAAGGAUAUUAGAGAUUCGUUUAAGGUACCAGAAGCAUGCAGUAGAUGGAUCAAUAGAGAAGUAGACAGGAAAUUACCCUUUCAAGAGAAACAUGUUAAGCAACAGGCAUCAAUUCUUGGGAACUUGGAAGAUUUCAAGGUUUUGAAGAGUUGUGAUGAUGGAGAGCAGUGUCAAUGUGUAGAACCUGAAGAUGAUAGUAAUGAUAAUAGCAAUAGUGUUUCUGCAGUGGUUGAGUUUGGAGCAGGGAGAGGGUACUUGACACAAAUGCUUGCAGAUUGCUAUGGGAUUAGAAGGGUCUUUCUAGUUGAGAGAAAGUCAUACAAGCUGAAGGCCGAUCGAUCUUUGCGACAAAAAGAGAGCUUGAUUUUAGAGCGUUUGAGAAUUGACAUUGAGGACCUGAAUCUGAAAGCUGUUGAAUCACUACACCAUCUUCCUUAUCUUGCCAUUGGUAAACAUCUGUGUGGGCCUGCAACAGAUUUGAGUCUGAGAUGUUGCCUGGCAACUUCAAACAAUGCUGAACAGUACAGCAGUAAUCUUUGCCUAAGAGGUCUGGCAAUAGCAACGUGCUGUCACCAUCUCUGCCAAUGGAAACACUAUAUAAAUAAAAUAUACUUCACCAGUUUGGGAAUUAGCAGGGAAGAAUUCCAUGCUAUUACUUGGUUUACCAGCUGGGCAGUAGACGCCAAUCACAGUUCAGAUCUCUCUGAUGUUACAGACGACAGAUUGCAUCUUGAGCCAGUUGAGAAGGAAGAAUCAAGUGCGAAUGCUGAUGCCAGUGGAGUUGAAGGCACCGUGAGGAAUAUGAAAGCUAUUGAGAGGGCAAGAUUAGGGUUUAUGUGCAAGGAAAUAAUCGACAUGGGGAGGUUGAUGUGGGUCAAAGAACAUGGAUUAGAAACAAAGCUUGUUAAGUAUGUACCCUCAAGCAUCUCUCCAGAAAACCAUUUACUAAUUGGCAGACACAACUCUCACAAUCACUUCUAAGAUGCCAUUUUUAUUUGUCCAUGAUCACAUGUUGUUAGAUUAACAAUUUUGCUCAAUUAUAGGUAUUUUUGAGAUAUUUUUGUUGCCUUUCCCUGAAUAGAACAUCUUCUGUUGUAUACACAUAUUUAACCAUGAAAGCUUAAAAUAAUCAUCCAGCAGAGUU
Rubroshorea leprosula is the source of this 1684-nucleotide messenger RNA. Lineage: Eukaryota; Viridiplantae; Streptophyta; Magnoliopsida; Malvales; Dipterocarpaceae. The record is from the annotation of a GenBank genome assembly.